AUGGCAAAGAUGAUAAACAAGACGCUUGUAUUAACAUAUAUCUACUUACUUAUCUACAUUCUACUCUCUUCAGGAGUUAUACUGUACAACAAGUGGGUUUUAUCCCCAAAAUACUUCAAUUUUCCACUUCCUAUAACGCUGACAAUGAUCCAUAUGGGGUUCUCUGGAUUUGUGGCCUUCCUUCUUAUUCGUGUGUUUAAGGUUGUAGCUCCGGUUAAAAUGACAUUUGAAAUAUACGCAACAUGUGUGGUACCUAUAAGCGCAUUCUUUGCAUCUAGCCUGUGGUUUGGCAAUACUGCAUAUUUGCACAUUUCUGUUGCCUUCAUUCAGAUGCUCAAAGCUCUAAUGCCAGUAGCAACGUUCAUCAUGGCGGUUGUUUGCGGCACUGACAAACCAAGGUGUGACGUGUUCUCAAACAUGUUGCUGAUCAGUGUUGGAGUUGUGAUAUCAUCGUAUGGGGAAAUUCACUUCAAUAUAGUUGGCACGGUCUAUCAGGUCACAGGCAUCUUUGCUGAAGCACUUAGACUGGUACUGACUCAAGUUCUUCUCCAGAAGAAGGGGUUGACAUUGAACCCUAUUAACAGCUUAUAUUACAUAGCUCCCUGCAGUUUUGUUUUUCUGGCCUUGCCUUGGUAUGUGUUGGAGCAACCAUCGAUGGAAAUUACACAGAUCCAGUUCAACUUCUGGAUAUUUUUUUCCAAUGCUCUCUGCGCUCUUGCCUUGAACUUCUCCAUAUUCUUAGUAAUCGGGAGAACAGGUGCAGUAACCAUCCGGGUGGCUGGUGUUCUCAAAGACUGGAUUCUCAUAGCCCUCUCCACCGUCAUUUUCCCCGAGUCCACCAUCACUGGCCUCAACAUCACUGGAUACGCAGUUGCGCUAUGUGGUGUCGUCAUGUACAAUUACAUAAAAGUAAGGGACGUAAAGGCGUCUCAAAUAACUGCCGAAACUCUCCCGGAUCGUAUCAACAAGGAGUGGAAGAUGGAGAAGAAGUCUUCAGAUAAAUUCAAUCCUGAUGUUGGUGGGGAGAGUCCAAGAGUAGGAGCCGAGAUAACCGACGAGGAAGCCCCUUUGAUUACGUCCCGGUUAUCUCAUAUCGGUCGGACGCAGCUCGGAAACCACACCGCUUAA
This is a messenger RNA of Microthlaspi erraticum, 1128 nucleotides long. The record is from the annotation of a GenBank genome assembly. Lineage: Eukaryota; Viridiplantae; Streptophyta; Magnoliopsida; Brassicales; Brassicaceae.